AUAAACGGACAAUCGACAUUGAAAUACAGAUAUUAAGACCUCCCACGGUUUUCUUAACAAUCGACUUUCAGGGAAUCACCUUCGCAGUGCAAAAAGUCGUCUUUAAAUGUUUAUGAUUUUUAAACUUAGACUAUGUCAGAUCUCGCAACGUUUUAGCCUUGAGGAACGAUGGCUAAGCGGGUGUUUUUUGCGGUGCUGCUUUUGGCUGCAACGCUCCACGCAGACAAAGUUGCAGAAUUCAAACAACUUUUAAACGCAGCCAUUGGAGAAGCUACCGCAAUGAAUAAAAAUGCGUUGGAUUUCAAACAAGGUUUGUCCGCAGAAAGAAACAAAUUUACAAGAACAGACAGAGUGUCAAUGCUGAAACGGCCUAACUCGGAUAAAAACGCACAAGUGAAUGAGUAUAACGCCUUAAAAGCAAAGUACGGGAGUGAGAUAACGAAAAAUAAGCUUGCCAACGAAUUGGAUGAGGUUAUAAAAAAGUCGACAGGUGUAAAAAUUGCUCAAUUUGAUCAGUUACUUCAAGAUUUCAAAAACUUUUUGCAAGGUAAGAAUAAGGGAUUCGAUGAUCAACUGAAAGUGAUUUCUGAUAAUUGGAAGAAAAUACAAAAAAUGGAUGACUGGAUAAGUAACAUGGAAAAGAAAAUGAAGGAAGAGACACUUGGCGAUGACGACAUAGCUAAUUUGCGUGGAGAAUUAAAUUUGAUCAGCCGACAAGUGCAACAGCAACAGUUCAACGAAGAAGAAAAAGUGAGAUCAGACGGAAACUCUGGAAUCAAACAAAUACGUGCAAGACAAGCUGGAUCUAAGAAUUAUCACUCAAACACGCACAGCGGAAGAAGGUUUGCAGCGAUUCACGACCAUGCAAACAAUAUCCGAACGGUUGGUAUGGGAGAAUUUAUCGCUGUCCUUAACGGCGUCGAGUUCCGUACUCGUCAUAACGACUAUCGCCUGAAAAAACCCGUCAGCACAAGUGAAUUUGAUAAAGUUGAAGAUAUCGAGUUUCCUGACGUUCCACCUGAAGUAUUGCAGUAUACCAGCGUCGACGACCAGGUAAAAGAAAUGAGGGAAUGGUUUAAGGCUUUCCACGAGCAGAAUUUUAAAGUCCGUGAUUAUCGAAAAUACUUCAAGCCAGUUCUCUGUUACUUGGAAGGUGCGUGGACGACGAAGGAAGGGGAUAAUAUUGAAGAGCCCUUUAAAAGUGAUCGUCAUCAUAUCGAUGCCAAUGGGUGGUUUGACUUACAGGAAAAGAUACACUUUACAUCGUAUUCUGGAACCAAAAGCACAUUGGAAAACUUGGCGCAUCUUCCCACCUCCAUCAUGGAGUUUACUUCAGAAGGCAAACCUGUGUUUGCACAGUGGAACUACCGAAUUUUGUGCCAUCCCCUUAAAAAAGACUUACCAACGAAUCUUCUCAAACUGGUGCCAGAUGCAUCCAGUCAACGUAUGACAGGAAAAAAUGAAACCGAAUAUUUAAUGUCUCGUGCGGCCAGAUUUGACAUCGAAGGUAUCACAAUUGAUAAAAGGAGAUCUAAUUCACCAAUGAACUACAACCUGCUAGAUUCUUUAAUGGAAGAGAUACCAGGGAAGAACAACUACGGUGCGAAGAUAACAGACUCGGGCUUUGAUGCAGCAAUCUUAUCAGCUCGGCCGAAAAUGAAGGGUAAACCGCUGAAUGGUGCUUAUUAUCAUCGUCCGUAUCAACUGGGUCAAAAAGAUGCUAUGGGAAUCGAUACAGCUGCAAGAGGUUACGCCGAUCGAUUUUAUGUCGCGUUAACCGACCAAAAACGCAUAUCUGGCCCAUCAUAUAAGAAGGUCAUCAAGGCAAAAGAUGGUACCAAAACAACGAAGACGGUUAAAGUUAGAGCAUCGUACGCCAUUCCAGUGGAGAUAAUUUACUUAACACCACUUUCCAAAUGGAACCCAUACAAAAUUCAUCACGAAGAAGACGUAAAUGAAGUCAAAGGGAAAGGCACAAAGGACAAUGCGUACGGAAAUACUACACCAAAACUGUUUUUCCGAACGCCACAAAAGUUCUUCAAAGACACGAAGGGUGAAGUUGAUCCUGCCGAUACCGCGAAAGCCGGAGGAGUGUAUAUGUUACCGAAAGGUAGUAACACUCCUGUCGCGGUACAUGCUUCUGGAACGCGCAUUCUAUUUCCUGAAAUUGAUGGCAUUAAAGGGCGUAUUCGUCAGCGAUAUCCAAUAAUGCCCGUAUAUGGCGAAGGUAAUUCCGUUUGGAAAAAAUUAAACGCUUUAGAAGACACGGUUGACUUUCAAAGCAUUAUUACCUCCAACAUCAAGUACUUCUCCACGGGUGUUUCGCAUCAUUCAACUACUACGCUACAUACCCACAUUCUUAAAAUAACCAAAGGAGAUCUGCAGGAGUUAGAAACAGGAAAGGUCAAAGAGAUUGAAGCCUACACAGAAAGAUCUAAUGGUCAUGUACAUAAAGUCAAAUUAGGCUUAAAAGAUGGCGCGCUGAUUGUGGUUGGAUGUGACAGUACAACGUCGAGGAAUGAUAUGUCUGAUAUCGUUUGCUGGGAUAAUCAUUCGAACACACUACAAACAAGUUCGGAUGAAUAAGACAAUGAUUGUCUCUAUUGCUCCCUAAAACUACUGUUUGUCAAUGAAGCACAAUAACUACACUGUAACUAUCUAUAAAAAUUGAUUUUUGCACUUCUGUAACUUGAUUAUUUCUAUUGAAGAAUAACUUUGCUACAGUAAUGUCUA
Messenger RNA from Hydractinia symbiolongicarpus, 2733 nucleotides. RefSeq lists its product as uncharacterized. The coding region runs from base 169 to 2586 and encodes 805 amino acids. The transcript has 4 exons. The record is from RefSeq and is a predicted model, not a curated record. Lineage: Eukaryota; Metazoa; Cnidaria; Hydrozoa; Anthoathecata; Hydractiniidae.